AAAAAUUAAGGAGACAGAUUUGGAAGAUUGAAUUGAGUUCGGGUCAAAACCCGACCCAUUAUCAAAUCUAUUCGAGUACCUAAAACCCACUGAGUAAAGCGUAGAGACUUACAUCAAACGGUUUUGUCUGACCAUUUUCGAAGCGCAGUUCUUAUAGUAGCAGCAGAGUUCGAUCCUUCUGUACCUCUUUUAUCAGUCAGAUUGGAGAGAGAGAGAGGGGAUAAGGUAUAUUGGCAUGGCAUUUCGUGGAGGUGCAAAGCGCUCUCUAGGCUCAUUCCUGUGUAACAGGGUGCUUAACACUAGUUAUAGUUCUUCAAGUACUUGUACUGCUUCUGCUGCUGCCAAUGGACGUGGUUUUUCAUCCUGGGUUUCAAGCAGAAGAUCUUCAUUUGCUCAAGCCACAGAGAUCCCAACCUCAAUUUCUCUCAAAUUUGCCAAUACCCAAUGUGGGUAUGCUCUUUUUCUAAGAAGGUUCAGCGUGGGAACUUCUUCUUCUUCUUCUUCUGACCAAAUGAGCCUUAUAAAACAACUGAGGGAGAGAACCAGCGCUCCAAUCAAAGACGUCAAGGCUGCUCUCAUUGAUAGCAAUUGGGACAUUGAGGCUGCACAGAAGGAAUUGAGGAGAAGAGGGAAGGUUUUGGCGUCGAAAAAGUCAUCUCGAAUGGCUGCUGAGGGUUUGCUGGCACUGGCCCAGAACGAGAGCAAGGCUGCUGUCAUUGAACUUAACUGCGAGACCGACUUUGUUGCUCGAAAUGAUAUCUUUCAGCACUUGGCCUUAGCUUUGGCAAAGCAAGCUUUGCUAGUUGAAAGCUCUUCUCAACUCGUUUCUGGGGUCUUCCACGUCCCCUCUGAGGAUUUGGAGGACUUGAAGUUAAAUCUUGAACAUCCAAAAGUUAGUGGAGAAACAACUGUUCAGAAUGCAAUUACAGAAGUAGCUGCAGUGAUGGGGGAAAAUGUUAAACUUAGAAGGGGUAUUGUGAUGUCUACAACUUCACACGGUGUUGUUUCUACCUACCUCCAUACAAGUCCCCAACCAGGUUUAGGUCGUAUUGCUGGAAUUUUAUCUCUUUCAGUAGAGGACAAAAAUUCUCAAUUAGAUGCUAUCCAGCGCGUUGGUUCGCAAUUGGCAAUGCAUGUAGUGGCAGCGAAGCCCUUGUUCUUAACAAAGGAACUUGUUUCUUCUGAUGCAUUAGAGAGUGAACGUGAAAUUCUUAAGUCUCAGGCUGAAAGUACGGGUAAGUCUCAGAUGGCCAUAGAUAAAAUUGUAGAAGGUCGCUUGCGUAAAUACUAUGAGGAAGUUGUUCUUAUGGAGCAGAAAUUUAUUAUGGAUGACACCCUAACUGUAAAGAAACUAUUAGAGAAUCUAUCUACGGAAGUGGGAUCACCUGUGAAGAUUGAGAGCUUUUUCAGGAUGGAAAUGGGAGAAGGAAUUCAAAGGCUGGAAGCAUCCAGUGCAUCAGAAAAUUUGGCUCAGGCUAUUUGAGGAAAUGCUGCCCUUUCAGCCACAGAAAAGUAGAGUUUAGUUCCAAACAGCUCCAGAGAUGAAUCGGGGUUGUGCCUGUUGAUUUUUGCAGAUUCUGAUGCUCUGAGAUCAUACAAACAGCAUGCGUUCUUUGCACUCACUAGAGGUAGUUAUAGUAAUGUCGAAAUGAGGUAUUUUUGUUGCCUGAUGUUUGCAGGUUCUGAUGUAAUGAGAUUUUGAAAUGCCAUUUAUGAAUUUUGUGACAGAUGUGAGAUUCUUUACUUUCUGCCAACAAACACAAAACAAAGUAAUAAAGUUCAUGCUGUCUCUGCCAUACAUUUACCUAUUCA
This is a messenger RNA of Prunus avium (sweet cherry), 1812 nucleotides long. Its product is annotated as translation elongation factor Ts (EF-Ts). Lineage: Eukaryota; Viridiplantae; Streptophyta; Magnoliopsida; Rosales; Rosaceae. The record is from RefSeq and is a predicted model, not a curated record. Gene Ontology annotation, biological process: mitochondrial translational elongation. Gene Ontology annotation, molecular function: protein binding; translation elongation factor activity.